AUGGACGUAGGGCCCUUCACAUUCGCGUCGGUCUUAGAUUAUGUUCCCUACUGGUCACUGUUUGGUUCGGCUGCUGUGUGGGGAAUUACGGUCGCACAAUUCUUUCGCUUCUUCUUCAGGAAUCGGGACCCCCUAGCAUUGAAGGUGUUGGUCGUGCUGCUUGGGAUUCUGGAAACGGCGAACCAGUUAUGCAUGUCAUAUGUCGUGAUCCAGGUGUUCAACAAAUGGCUAUCUGGGGUGGGAUUCUAUCAAUCUUUAAACUUCACAGUGCUUUUCUUUGCCCUGCUGUCAAUCACAGCCGUGCUAUCGGAAGGCUUCUUUCUGAUGCAAUUUGCAGAAGCUUGCGGAAAACAUAAACGAGCUGUCUUGUUGAGCGGGGCGCCUUUCGUUUUGCUACAAAUAGCCCUCCCUAUCGUGGUUCGCAUCGAAGCCAGAAAACCUUCUGACAGUGUGCAUACGGCCUUUGUCGUCCUUGAUUCGGUGUUUUAUGCUCCAAACAAAUUCGUGCUGGCGGCCUUGGUCGCCUCCGCAUCGCUAAACACAAUCCUAUUCGUGGGGCUGUCAGCACUCCUAUGGAAGACUUACAUGGCAGAUGGGUCCGCAGCGUGGAGAAAACAACCAAUGUUUGUCAAGCUUCUUACAAUGGGCCAUAGUACGGGUUUCUGGGUGGCAGCAUAUUCCUGGGCAGUUGUUGUAAUGCAAAUUCUCGCCACAACGAAAAUCAACAAACUGCGUUUCGCGGGGUAUGUACAGGCGCUACCAGCACUUUACUGCACAAGCGUGCUCGCAAGUCUGAACGUCUGCGACGAUCUGGCCAGCGGAGGGUGGUCCUUUCGCUCUGCGAGUUCGAGACAGCUGCAGUCCACGACGCUGCCCAUCCAGGAGACACUGGUGUUUCAAGAUAACGCAACUUUCGGGGUGUCUACUGUUGGGCAUGGAUAUUAG
Messenger RNA from Cyclocybe aegerita, 945 nucleotides. Lineage: Eukaryota; Fungi; Basidiomycota; Agaricomycetes; Agaricales; Hemipholiotaceae. The record is from the annotation of a GenBank genome assembly.